Messenger RNA from Brassica napus (rape), 1133 nucleotides. RefSeq names its product ADP-ribosylation factor-like protein 13B. Bases 78 to 869 code for a protein of 263 amino acids. The transcript has 3 exons. The record is from RefSeq and is a predicted model, not a curated record. NCBI's taxonomy places the organism in Eukaryota, Viridiplantae, Streptophyta, Magnoliopsida, Brassicales, Brassicaceae.
GAGCAAGCUGCAAGGUUGCAAUCAUAUGCCUCCUUUGUUAUCUCUCUUCACUCUAUAAUAUUUUCUAUUUUUAGAAAAUGAAUUUUUGUUGUUUCUGUUUCAAAAAGAAGAAGGAGACUGUACCAGAUGGGGCAAAGGAACCAGAAGUCAAGAUCCAGCAGCAAGAUGAAGGCAAACGACCUAUUAACAUAAAAAAAGCAAGUAAACCGCUCAAUGGUGAUGCCAGCAGCUCAAACGGGACAGCAUCGCAAAAUUAUAGUUUCUUGGAGCAGGCAAAAGGUGUCGGGGCGGGUGCUGCUGCGCAGGUGAACGCUAUAGGUGUCGGUGCGGCUGAGAAUGUAAAAGCUAUCGGUAAGGGUGCGUUUAACCUUCUUCCUAACAAUAUAAAAGGGUAUUUUGGAAAGAAGAACGAUAGAAAAGAACCAAGGGCAGUGAAACCGCAACACUGGAAGGAAGAAGAAGAGAUGAGACAAAAGAGGAUCAGGCAGGAGAAGGAGGAAGAGAAUAGGAGGCAACGAGAUUUAGCGGAAGAAAAGAGAAAACAAGAGAAGAUCAGGCAGGAGAAGGAAGAAGAAGAGAGGAGGAAACGAGCUUCGGAAAAUAACUCAGAAGGAACCUCAAUGGUGGCAGGAAUCACAGGAAGUUUGUUGAGCGCCAUAUCCACAGUAACAAAUGCAUCUGCGCAAGCACUAGGAGCCGUACAACGAAGUACAUCCACGCAAGCACAACGAACAGGAGAAACAAGUACAUCAACGCAUACACAAGGAACUUGGCGACCAAGUACAUCAACGCACGCACAAGGAACUUCGCGACCAAGUACAUCUACGCAAAACCCAUAUUCAUCUCAAAGAGGAAACACGACCAGUUGAAAAUAAAGGGGAGAACGGCGGGUAUUCCAGUUUUCAUGAUAAUGUUUCGAGUCCAUGAACUAAAAAAUUCAUCUAUCUACUACAAUAAAGUUUGUGUCCUUAUUUGCUAUUGUAUUUUAUCAAAUGUUGUAUUUCUAUUGUUUUGUGUGCCUUAAGACUUGAUCAUCCAAGUUAUGGUUGUUGAAUGAUAUCCUUGUGUUUGGUUAACUAAAAUCGAGUGUUCUUCAGUUCAAUAAAUAAAUAAAAUAUAUAUCGAGUCUUCUG